GGGAGCGCGGCGAAGGGGGGGGUGGGAUCUGAACAUGGCGGCGGUGGUAGCUGCCACGGCUCUGAAGGGCCGGGGGGCCAGAAAUGCCCGCGUCCUCCGGGGGAUCCUCUCCGGAGCCACCACUAACAAGGCUUCCCAGAACCGGACCCGGGGGCUGCAAACCCACAGCAACCCGGAAUGCAAGGAGGAGGAGCCCGAGCCGCUGUCCCCUGAGCUGGAAUACAUUCCCAGGAAGAGGGGCAAGAACCCCAUGAAAGCCGUGGGACUUGCCUGGUACAGCCUGUACACGCGCACCUGGCUCGGGUACCUCUUCUACCGCCAGCAGCUGCGCCGAGCCCGGAACCGCUACCCCAAGGGCCACUCCAGGACCCAGCCCCGCCUCUUCAACGGAGUGAAGGUGCUUCCCAUCCCCGUCCUCUCGGACAACUACAGCUACCUCAUCAUCGACACCCAGGCCCGGCUGGCUGUGGCUGUGGACCCCUCCGACCCUCAAGCCGUGCAGGCUUCCAUUGAAAAGGAGGGCGUUAACCUGGUUGCCAUUCUCUGCACCCACAAGCACUGGGACCACAGCGGCGGGAACCGCGACCUCAGCCGGCGGCACCAGGACUGUCGUGUGUACGGGAGCCCCCAGGACGGCAUUCCCUACCUCACCCAUCCCUUGUGUCAUCAAGAUGUGGUCAGUGUGGGACGACUCCAGAUCCGGGCUCUGGCCACCCCCGGCCACACGCAAGGGCAUCUGGUCUACCUGCUGGACGGGGAGCCCUACAAGGGGCCCUCCUGCCUCUUCUCAGGCGACCUGCUCUUCCUCUCUGGCUGUGGACGGACCUUUGAGGGCACGGCGGAGACCAUGCUGAGCUCGCUGGACACUGUGCUGGGACUAGGGGAUGACACGCUCCUGUGGCCUGGUCACGAGUAUGCGGAGGAGAACCUGGGCUUUGCGGGCGUGGUGGAGCCCGAGAAUCUGGCCCGGGAGCGGAAGAUGCAGUGGGUGCAGCGGCAGCGGAUGGAGCGCAGGAGCACGUGCCCGUCCACCCUGGGCGAGGAGCGCUCCUACAACCCGUUCCUGCGGACGCACUGCCUGGUGCUGCAGGAGGCCCUGGGCCCCGGCGGCCCCGGGGACGACGGCUACUCCCGGGCCGAGCUCCUGGAGAAGCUGCGCCGGCUGAAGGACCUGCACAAGAGCAAGUGACGCCCCGCGGCUCCCAGCGCCCACCGCCCCGCCCCGCCCCCGCCCCCACACCUGCCCACGCCCACGCCCACACCCACACCCACACCCAUAUCUUUCUCACUGCGCCAACCGCCACCUCCACGGGCGACCCUUCCCGACACCGCGCAGGGGCUGAGAGGGAGGAGGUGAUGGGGACCCGGGGCCGAUGGAAGGUGUGGAGGCUCCAGGAGCGAGGCCUGGUUAGCCUGGGUGAGAGGAAAGGAGGGUCCUCAAGACACCCCCAGGAAGUGACACCCCCGCCCCCAGCACCACCACCACCUCCCUUCCCCAUCCCGGCCGAUCGGACCCACAGAGGGUCCCUCUCACCCCCUCCUCCCAUCCAAAGAAACACAGGCCCCCCCCACAAAGUGGCCCGGGAUGUGGGUUGGUCAGAGAGGGUCUCCCUCGCGGAGGUCCUGUUGGACAGGGGCGUCUGAGGACGCCCCUCCAGCCCUGAAGAUGGGGGGUCUCGUCCUGAGGGAACCCAGACCUCAGUGUGAGGAGACCCCGGAGGCCGGGAGGCGCAGCCCCUCUAUGCCAUGGUCCCAUGCAUCCCCUCGCAGUGGGCCCGGGCCUGCCCGUGGCCUCUGCCCCUGCCCUGGGCCCGGACGGCCCAUCGCUCCCAGGGGAGAGAGUGCCACCACUGGCCUCAGCCCGCUGGCUGCUCCUUCGCCCCUCAGCCCCGGAGCUGCUAACGCCUGCCUCCUCCUCAGCCCCCGCCCUGCUCACGUGGUAAAGACAUUCAUCUGGCCCUUAGCAGUUUGCCAAGAACAUUCCCACGCAGCCCUCACCUGGUCCGUGGUCCCAUCCUGGCUUGGACAGGGAAGCUUGGGGAGGGUGGUGGUCAUCCUGGGUCCCUGUGAGUGGAAGAUCCCAGGGUCCCGGGCUCAGCCCUCCCUCAGCUCAGUUUCUCCCCCAGACUCCCCCCCCCCCAGGUUCUAGAGGGUUCCAGAGGGUUCUAGAAGCUUCCAGAGGCUUCCACCAAAAGGAACCCUGGGAACCCCCAUCCAUUAUACCUGGGGCCAACCAGGAGCUUUCUCUCCCUGGAGCCCCACCAUCCCACAAGCUCUGAUCACCUCUGGCGAGGCUCCAAGAUGAACCCUGACCUGUCCACCCUCAUCUUCCUCUCCUGCCUCUGCCCCCUUGAGCACAGCCUCUGGCACCAACUCUAGCAAUACCGUCAGACUAGUUAGAUCCCAGCCUUCCCCGGACCCGCCCUCCUGCCUCUGUGCCUUCGCUCCCGCUCCCUCCAGACUGGAAUGCCUUUCCCUGCUCCUCCCGCCCGGUCUGCCUGGCAAAACCCCAUUCCAUCUCUUGACAACCCCCUCCAAGGCGCCUUCCUCCGGGAAGCCGGCCCUCAUGCCCCCCUCCCCAUCCAGGCUACCUCCGCUCUUUGUAAAUGCUUCUUCUCCCGGGACCCCCUUCACACUGUAUUUUACUGUUUACACGUUUGUCCGUCUCUCCCCUUCUAGACUGUGAACCCUACAGGGCAUGGACUGUAUCUUAUGCAUCUCUGUAUUUCCGCGCCUAGCACGGUGCCUGGAACACAGUAGGCGCUCAAUAAAUGUUCAAUAAACGAAUGAAUGAUUUCACCGAA
This is a messenger RNA of Sorex araneus (European shrew), 2804 nucleotides long. It is a transcript of the gene PNKD, whose product is annotated as PNKD metallo-beta-lactamase domain containing. Bases 35 to 1189 code for a protein of 384 amino acids. Gene Ontology annotation, cellular component: mitochondrion. Lineage: Eukaryota; Metazoa; Chordata; Mammalia; Eulipotyphla; Soricidae. The record is from RefSeq and is a predicted model, not a curated record. Gene Ontology annotation, molecular function: hydroxyacylglutathione hydrolase activity. The transcript has 10 exons.